Messenger RNA from Ahaetulla prasina, 2870 nucleotides. It is a transcript of the gene METAP2, whose product is annotated as methionyl aminopeptidase 2. Bases 61 to 1161 code for a protein of 366 amino acids. The record is from RefSeq and is a predicted model, not a curated record. Lineage: Eukaryota; Metazoa; Chordata; Lepidosauria; Squamata; Colubridae. The transcript is spliced from 10 exons. Gene Ontology annotation, biological process: proteolysis. Gene Ontology annotation, molecular function: metalloaminopeptidase activity.
GUCCUGCCCCUUCUGUGCCUCUGUUAGUGGCAGUCUUGGGAACGUCGGCGAUCGCUCAACAUGGCGGGCGUGGAGCAAGAGGCCGUCCCGGUGGAAGAGAAACACCUGAACGGAGAGCUGCUCUUGGAGCCCGAGGAAAGAGAAAGCGGCGGUGGGGCCGCCGCCGAUGAAAACGCCAAGAAAAAACGCAAAAAGAAAAAGAAAAGCAAAGGAGGCGCAGUCGGACAACAAGAGAAUGAAAAAGAGCUAGAGGCAACACUUGAUGAGGUAGCAAACCAACUAGAUAAACAAACACUGGAAGAAAAGGAAAAAGAUGAUGAUGAAGAAGAUGGAGAAGGAGAUGGUGACAGUGCAGCAGGAAAGAAAAAGAAGAAAAAGAAGAAAAAGAAAGGACCAAAGGUGCAGACAGAUCCACCAUCUAUUCCAAUAUGUGACUUAUUUCCCAGCGGGAUAUUUCCAAAAGGCGAGGAAUGCGAGUAUCCAGCAACGCAAGAUGGGAGAACAGCAGCUUGGAGGACUACAAGUGAUGAAAAGAGAGCAUUAGAUCAAGCUAGUGAAGAGAUCUGGAAUGAUUUCAGAGAGGCUGCUGAAGCACAUAGACAAGUGAGAAAAUAUGUUACGAGCUGGAUCAAGCCUGGAAUGACCAUGAUCGAAAUUUGUGAAAAACUAGAAGAUUGUUCACGGAAGUUGAUACGAGAAAACGGCUUAAAUGCUGGGCUUGCAUUUCCCACGGGGUGUUCUCUGAAUAAUUGUGCAGCCCACUAUACCCCCAAUGCUGGAGAUCCAACUGUUUUGCAGUAUGAUGAUAUCUGCAAGAUAGAUUUUGGAACACAUAUUAAUGGUCGAAUCAUUGACUGUGCUUUUACUGUCACAUUCAAUCCAAAAUAUGACAAGCUCUUACAAGCUGUAAAAGAUGCAACUAAUACUGGAAUAAAGUGCGCUGGAAUAGAUGUUCGUCUCUGUGAUGUUGGUGAGGCUAUCCAGGAAGUCAUGGAAUCUUAUGAAGUUGAAAUUGAUGGCAAAACCUAUCAAGUGAAACCUAUUCGGAAUCUGAAUGGACACUCUAUUGGGCCAUACAGGAUACAUGCAGGCAAAACUGUUCCCAUUGUGAAAGGAGGAGAAGCAACAAGAAUGGAACAGGAACAUUUUGGGAUUUUGUAAAAAUGUCACAGAUGCGAUUACAAAACGCUGCUAUUGGAAUGUAAACUGGGUGCCAAGUGUUGCAAUCAGUCAUAACACCCAUAGUGCAGAAAAGCAAAUUAAGGAAACCAAAUAUGGAUGGACUGGGUUGAAAAAAAAUUCUGGUCAGUGGGAUGUCAAAAGAAUUAAUUAUGUUUUUAUACCACUGAUCUUUUGUUAUCUGUACAAUAAUGGCUCUUUAAAAAUAAUUCCAAAUUAACUGUUCAUAUGAUUAAAUGUUGCUCAUCAAAAUUAACAGUUUAAGAUGUUGUGAGGUGGGUUAAAAAUCUAAUAAAUAUACAGCACUGUUUUAGUACAGUGCAUUGAUACUCGCCAUUUUGCUGAUUGAUAGUCUUCACUGGUAGCUUCAUGUAAACAUUGAAUAAAAAGGGUCCCUAUGGUCUUAACAAGAAAGGAUCUUUCACCCCUAAAUGGAUUGCUCCAUUAGGAACUUUGUUAGAAGAUAAAUAUGCAUUCCCUUUGAGAACUGCUAAUUUGCAGGAAGUAAAUAAGUUCAAUCUAUUGUGUUUCUCGGAAAAUAGGACAUGUCCCGAAAAUAAGGCCAAGCCUGAUUUUUGGGGUGGGCGUAAAUAUACACCCUCCCCUGAAAAUAAGCCCUAGUGAAGGGGUGGGUGUGGCCAGCACAGGAGGCAGCCCUUCCCUUCCCCAGUCAGCUAUCCCCCUUAAUUGCGACCCGCGGAUCAGCUGAGCUGAUCGGGAGCUGCCUCUCAUUUUCUUUCCCCCCAGCGUUCUCGGUGCUCGCUUGCCUCCCAUUCAUUCAUUCAUCCAUCCAUCCCUUUCACCUGCAAACUCCUGCCCCACUCUCAAGAGAGCAGCCGCCUGGCACUUCUUGCCACAUGGUGCUCAUCCAGCAUUGAGGGUGGCUUCCCGUGGCUUUCAAACCUCGGCUGGAAGCCUCUGGAAACGGAGAAGACGCCGGUCGGGCCAGCCACCUGCUGCCAAGUCUUCUGGCAGCUGGGGCAAAAAGUCUUCUGGCAGCCGGGGCAGAGAAAUGGCAAAGGGAGCUACAGCCCCACAUGGUGAGACCGUGCCGCUGCCAUCUGAGCACUGAGGAUGGAUUCCUUUGUGGCUUCCAAAACCCAGCUGGAAGCUGAGAAGAGGUUGGUCGGGUCAUGGAGUUGGAACCAUACAGCGGGAAGUGUCUUGGUGCCUUCGGGUCGCUCGCGUUCCCCCCCCCCCCGGUAGGCCUCUCUGCCGAACACCCCGAUAAGGCCAAAGCCAUAUUUUGGGGGUCAAAAGAAAAUAAGACUCUGUCUUAUUUUCGGGAAAACAUGGUAAAUUUAAAGUGCAUUUUGAACAUGAACUAUUCUGCAGAUAAUAUGUACAAUUUUCAGAAAUUCUACUAUAGUUAAAUAAUAGUUUUUUGAAGAACAGGUAGUGGUCCUGGUACAGACAUAAUGCUAAAUUAGAAUUGCUUAGAAUCAAAAUCUUAUAGCUGUUUAUUUAAAACAGAUAAGAUUUAGAUACAAAGCUAAACAAACAUAUGAACCAAAGACUUACUGGUUAAAUCAGCCGCUCUUCCUGACAUAAGGAAUAAAAUGAUUACGUUUCUUGUUGAUAAAAAAAAAAGGUGAAUAUUAUGUGUAAACAGGAUUAUGGCCAGAUUAAUUUUGGAGUGGGUAGCCCAGUUCCGAUUCAUAAUUUUUAAGGUGUUAUAUACAUAUAUUAAA